Calypte anna (Anna's hummingbird) is the source of this 3593-nucleotide messenger RNA. RefSeq names its product syntrophin beta 1 (gene SNTB1). The transcript has 6 exons. Gene Ontology annotation, cellular component: synapse; intracellular anatomical structure; dystrophin-associated glycoprotein complex. NCBI's taxonomy places the organism in Eukaryota, Metazoa, Chordata, Aves, Apodiformes, Trochilidae. Gene Ontology annotation, molecular function: structural molecule activity. The record is from RefSeq and is a predicted model, not a curated record. Bases 76 to 957 code for a protein of 293 amino acids.
ACCCGCCGAGCCGCCGCGCCGGCAGCUUUCCGCUGCCCAUCGCCACAGAGACAAGAAGACGACAUUCCACUCAGGAUGUGCUAUGUGAACCCGCCAACUUGCACCAUCUCAGACCCGCCGAAAAACAGGCUUAUUGAAGUUCAUUCACCUGAUGCCAAGCACACCGUGGUGCUCAGGAGUAAGGAUUCAGCUACAGCCCAGGCCUGGUUCAAUGCCAUCCACACAUGUGUCAAUGAGCUCAACCCCAGGGUGAUUGCAGAGGUCAGAGACCAGCUGGGUAAAACAGGAAUUGCUGGAAGUCGAGAAAUUAGGCAUCUGGGCUGGCUUGCAGAAAAGGUGCCAGGAGACAACGAGAAGCAGUGGAAGCCAGUGCUGGUGGUCCUGACUGAGAAAGAUCUCUUAAUAUAUGAGAGCAUGCCACGGAUGAAGGAAGCCUGGUUCAGUCCUCUGCAUACCUACCCACUGCUGGCCACCAGGUUGGUGCAUUCUGGCCCAGGAAAAGGCUCACCACAGUCCGGGGUGGAUUUGUCUUUCGCAACUCGUACGGGUACAAGGCAAGGGAUAGAGACCCAUCUGUUCAGGACAGAGACCAGCAGAGACCUCUCACUGUGGACGAGGAGCAUAGUGCAGGGCUGCCACAAUUCUGCAGAGCUCAUCACAGAGAUCACCACAGCUUGCACAUAUAAAAGCCAGGAGUGUCGUUUGACCAUCCAUUAUGAACAUGGAUUCACUCUUACAACUGAACAGCAAGACGGUGCCUUCUCUAAGACAAUUGCACAAUAUCCCUAUGAAAAACUGAAAAUGUCCUCAGAUGAUGGUAUAAGGAUGCUUUAUUUAGACUUUGGAGGAAAGGAUGGAGAAAUUCAACUGGACCUUCAUUCCUGUCCAAAACCAAUUGUGUUCAUCAUUCAUUCCUUCCUGUCUGCAAAGAUUACAAGACUUGGCUUGGUGGCUUAAGUGGGAUACAUCUGUUUCUUCAAAGAAAGUCAGAGGGACCAUGCUUAUCAGAAGUAGUCAACAGCAGCAACAUGCACCACUUAGCAGCGUACACCAGCCUGGGGUUCAGCACCAGACCUUGGUCAUUUCUGCAGUCUUCCAAGGCUCAGGUUUCAUUUUGAUCAGCUAAAGAGGUGGAAUGACAAAAUAACCCAGUGGAUUUCAUUGUAAAUAAUGGGAUUUUUUAAAAUUCCUAGCAGAUAGUAAAAGCGUGUGGUAUCAUACAUGUAAAUGUUUCAGAAUCAUAACCUGUGCCUAUUUCAAUGUAUUUGUUUAUAAAGAAUAAGUAAAGGGCUAAGCAGACAAGAGUGGGUGUUGAUUGUGAUGCAAGCUCAAGGUUGAUUGAGUAGAGGUUCCCCAAAAAAGAUGGUCCCAGCACCCAGAAGUGAAAUAUUUUUUUGAGGUAACCUUUGCAUCACUUAGAGAAAACUCUUCUUUUGGGGCACCAUCAGAACCCGUUGCUUGAAUACCCAUCAGAGCAUGCAACUAUGCACCUUUGAGUCAGAUAUUCUAAAGUGAUGGUACUGUGGCCAGAGAACAGCUGGGGGGUUCCUGCCAAGGGGCACUUUCAAAUUAAAUGCUAAAGGCAUCCUGCAUACAUUCCCAGUGAUGGGCCCAAAACAAGAGUAGAUGUAGCAAUGUUUUCAGAGCUGGCUGCCAGUGGGGUGGAGGUAGGAACAUCCUUUGUUAAUGAACACACAGGAUCUAUUUUUAUAAUGAUUGUCCAGCAUGGCUCUAUUAGUUUCAGCUACCUGGGACCUCUGGCUGAGGUAAAAGCUACCCAAGCCCAUGUUGAAGUGUGACCUAGCAUUCUGCCAUCAUGUUUCCAUGACAAUUUUUGCAACAGGUAAUGCUGAGUUUCCUGUCCUCUAACCACUACUCCCUUACUCCCUCAACUCUGCUGAGGCUGUUUGUGUGCUCCUCACAGAAGAAGAAUGGGAAGGAGGAGGAGUUGUUUUGAGAGGUUUGUAGAUUAGAUCAGCCAAGUUAUUCAGGCAACUUUGUACCAGUGAGGAAACACACUGGGGCAGGAACAUGAGCUACACUCCCAGAGAAGCCUUAAUGUGGAACUGCUCCUAUAAGCAUGACUUGGCAAGCCCAGAUUUAGUCCUUGCUGGUAAAUUAUAUGAUGGUCACCUCUGUACCCAUAACUUACUUGUUCCUGUUUUGCACCACAGCUUACUUACUGUUUUAAGUCAAAACAUUCAACUCACCACAUUUUGGCCUUGUUCACAGUUAUAGUGGGCACAAAGCAGGCAGGAACACUGACCUUGACUGAUGGAGAUCAUACACACACUCAAACCUGGAACUACUAAAUUGAUUUAAUUUGGGUGGGUGGGAAUACAAAGAAGCAAAACAGAACUGCUUCAUAUAAGGGUGGUUUUUUUCUUUGCUUUUAGAAUUUUGCUCUAAAUUCACACUUUGAACAGGAGAAACUGCAGGAAGUAAUAAAUGCAAUAUUUCUAGAAGUUUCUUGGUCAUAUUGCAAGACAUUUUAUUCUUGAGAAAGCACACAAGUUUCAAGUUAAUGUUACUUGACUGGUGAAGUUUGGUUCCAUGUUGGUUUGAAGUCAAGUCUUGAGAACUAAGCACAUAUUGUGCUGUUUAUUCACUGUGUAGGAAUUUGUGGUGGCUUCUGCAGAUAUCUUGAUCAUCAAAACUAAUUAAAAAGUUAAGAUGAUGGGCUUGAUUUGCAAAUACUGAAAAUGGUCAUUGAAGAAUAGCUAAAUUACCAUUUGGAAGAGGAGCCCCACUCCUAGCACCACACCAGUCAAAAGCAAGCCAUGGAGGGAAUUCACCUACCUUUGAACUUUGCUUUUACUGUCAUGGUACUUGCACUUAAAAUGAAUUCCUUGUGCAAAUUCACAAGGUCAGAUAUAACCUCUUACCUAACUUAUCAGUGAUUUCCAAAUGGACAUUUCUGAUUCAGGAACUGCUGCCAUUCACAUAACUUUCUGUGGCAGUUACUUGGGUCUCCUGUGGCUUGAAAGCUUCUUGGAGAGCAUCUUUGGAGAAGCUGAGAGCAGCUGGCACACGGUGGGACUGGGUCAUUGAGUAUGGACUCACAUCAUAUGUAAAACAUUGUGUGAAGUUUCUAAAAAGUGAUUCAAGACUUUCUUAUUGCUGUUCAACAUAAAAAUUUGGCAGGAUCCUAUAAAAGUUCCAGAUGUUAAAGUGAAAACUUGCAUACUGUGGGUAGGCUAAAUAUGUAUGUAAACUAUACUGCACUAUUUCCUUAUUCCUUUAACACUUACAAAUCACUGGAAUGUUAUACUUAACAUGUAUGUGCAUUGUAAAUUUUACAAAUUCCUAUAUUAGUACCAACAAUUAAAUGACACAAUAUGUAAUCUAAGGUGCUCAGUACUAUAUGAAGUAUAAGUGAAUAACUAAACAGUUUGCAAAGAAAAUUCCUAUUAUAUAUAUUUAUAGAAAAAUCAUGGUAAUUACAGAUGCUAUUUCUUCAUUUUCAGAUUUUGAAUUGAUUCAUAUUUGGAUGGGAUAGACAAAUGAAAUAUGGACCUACUCCACAUUUAUAAGAGUAUAGUGAAUAUUUAUAUUUUAGAGGAAAAGAAUAUAUUUAAUAAAGUCAUUUAUUG